GGCUCCAAGAAAAUGAUACCGACCGCAGGCUCAGGCAGAACAAGCCGGACUCCGAAGCGUCUUUCUGCCGAAUCGCAGGGGACGGUCCGGCGAAGCCAGGGGCGGAUGCAGCACGGCGGGCCGCGCCGGGAAAUACUUAGCCGGCCGACCCCCUCCCCCUUCCAACGCGGCACCUGGACUUAUAAAAAUGCCUGCAGCGGCGCAACUUCUUUUACGCCGUGCAUCAUGUGAAUACCGGCAAUCGACAAAACACAGCAUACCCGCCUACUGAGUCAAAAGCCAACAUGGCGCCCCCCGUGCAGCUCCCAACCCGCAGGCUCGGCAAGGAUGGUCCCGAGAUCACGGCCAUCGGCUUCGGGCUGAUGGGACUGAGCACGGCCUACGGCACCGUCGGCUCCGACGAGGACCGGCUCCGGGUUCUCGACCGGGCGUGGGAGCUGGGCUGCACCAACUGGGACUCGGGGGACAUGUACGGCGACAACGAGGACCUGGUGGGCAAGUGGUUCGCCCGCCACCCGGACCGCCGCGCCGACAUCUUCCUGGCCACCAAGUUCGGCCUGCGCCCGGGCGUGCGCGAGGACGGCACGCCGGGCCUGCUCGUCGACAGCUCGCCCGAGAACUGCCGCCGGCAGUGCGAGGCCAGCCUGCGCCGCCUCGGCGUCGACCGCAUCGACCUCUACUACAUCCACCGCGUGGACGGCAAGACGCCCGUCGAGAAGACCAUGCACGAGCUGGUCAAGCUGCAGCAAGAGGGCAAGAUCAAGCACAUCGGCAUCUCGGCCUGCUCGGCGGCGACGCUGCGGCGCGCCUGCGCGGUGGCGCCCGUGGCCGCCUACCAGGUCGAGUACUCGCCGUGGGCGCUGGACAUCGAGGGGCCCGAGACGGACCACGUGCUGGGCGCGUGCCGCGAGCUGGGCGUGACCGUGUUCGCGUACGCGCCGCUCGGGCGCGGCAUCAUGACGGGCCGGCUCCGCUCGCCCGACGACUUCGAGCCGGGCGACCUGCGCCGGCUGUACCCGCGCUUCAGCCGCGACAACUUCGCCAAGAACCUCGUCCUCGUCGACCGCUUCCGCCAGAUGGCCGCCCGCAAAGGGUGCACGCCGGGCCAGCUGACCAUCGCGUGGCUGAUGGCGCAGGGGCCCGACGUGGUGCCGAUCCCGGGCACCAAGAAUGUCAAGUACCUGGAGGAGAACGUCGGCGCGGCGCGGGUCACCGUCAGCGAGGCCGAGGAGCGCGAGAUCAGGGGCUGGAUCGACGAGGUCGGCAUCGCGGGCAUCCGCGUGCCGCCGGGCCUGCUUGACGAGUUCAACGACACGCCGCCGCUGGAGUGAGGGGUGGGCAGUCGGGAAGAGCGGUGGUCGGUGAGAAGGAGAAGGGCCG
Messenger RNA from Thermothielavioides terrestris NRRL 8126, 1380 nucleotides. RefSeq lists its product as uncharacterized. The coding region runs from base 285 to 1331 and encodes 348 amino acids. The record is from RefSeq and is a predicted model, not a curated record. The transcript has 3 exons. Lineage: Eukaryota; Fungi; Ascomycota; Sordariomycetes; Sordariales; Chaetomiaceae. Gene Ontology annotation, cellular component: cytoplasm.